CUAUUUGCGUCACUUAACUGAAGCGGUUCUGCUGCCUGCUGGCUACAUUAACGAGUAUUAGCCUGUGCGAAAGACGGAUUUGGCCACCUGGCGAAGUUUACGUGUGUCUAGAUUAAUAAAGAUGUUAGCAAGCACAACUUAAGUUCUUGGGUCACCAGUGAACCCGGGGACAAGUUUUAUGUUACAGCUCAGUCACACAUGACACAUCAUAUAUGAAUCGUAGACUGCACCUCCCACUUAGGCGCUGCUUGGUUUAUAUUCCUGGCCCCAGUGUUACUUACUAAAUGUGGACUCCCUGCCAAGACAUAAGGGAAAGAGUGACAGCUCGAGGGUUUGUGGUCAUACUUUAAAGGAUCCCAGCUGCACAAAAGGUGGACAGUCCGCUCCCUGGUUGCUCGUGGUAACUCUCCGCCAUGCCUUUCCCCUUUGGCAAGUCCCACAAGUCGCCGGCGGACAUCGUCAAGAACCUUAAGGACAGCAUGACAGUGCUUGAGAAGCAUGACAUUUCUGACAAAAAGGCAGAGAAGGCCACAGAGGAGGUCUCAAAAAGCCUGGUGGCCAUGAAGGAGAUCCUGUAUGGAACUAAUGAGAAAGAGCCCCAAACGGAAGCAGUGGCCCAGCUUGCCCAGGAGCUCUACAACAGUGGCUUGCUCAGCACCCUCAUAGCAGACCUGCAGCUCAUUGACUUUGAGGGUAAGAAAGAUGUGGCUCAGAUCUUCAACAACAUCCUUAGGCGUCAGAUUGGCACUCGGACGCCCACGGUGGAGUACCUCUGCACCCAGCAGAAUAUCCUCUUCAUGUUGCUUAAAGGGUAUGAGUCUCCAGAGAUUGCCCUUAACUGCGGCAUCAUGUUGCGGGAGUGCAUCAGACAUGAACCGCUGGCCAAAAUCACGCUGUGGUCCGAGCAGUUUUAUGACUUCUUCAGAUAUGUGGAGAUGUCCACAUUCGACAUUGCCUCAGAUGCAUUUGCCACUUUCAAAGACCUCCUCACAAGACACAAGCUACUGAGUGCUGAGUUUCUGGAGCAACAUUAUGACAGAUUCUUUAGUGAAUACGAGAAGUUACUCCACUCAGAAAACUACGUGACUAAAAGGCAGUCCCUCAAGUUGCUGGGAGAGUUGCUUCUUGACCGGCACAAUUUCACCAUAAUGACGAAAUACAUCAGCAAGCCAGAGAAUCUCAAACUAAUGAUGAACCUGCUACGGGAUAAGAGCCGCAACAUCCAGUUUGAGGCUUUCCAUGUUUUUAAGGUGUUUGUGGCCAACCCCAACAAGACGCAGCCCAUCCUGGACAUCCUGCUGAAGAACCAGACCAAACUCAUCGAGUUUCUCAGCAAAUUCCAGAAUGACAGAACGGAGGAUGAACAGUUCAAUGAUGAAAAGACUUACCUGGUCAAACAGAUCAGGGACCUCAAGAGGCCUGCCCCGCAGGAGGCCUGAGGAAGAAGUGCAGAGGUGGGGAGGAGGAGCCACCAGGACCAUGUCUGGACACCAUCCAGACAAUGUCUGCUUAAUGGACCCAUCAGCAGCUGCUGUUCUGGUUUCUGAACAAAAAUUUGAGGAAACAAAUGAAAACCAACAUAACCAUAUCAACUCAUCAGGAAGCCACAGCUCCUCUACUCCUCAGUGAACAUUUGAUUCUUUUUUUCUUUUUUCAGUCUUUUACCUUCAACAGAAAUACAAGAAAAUAAUAGAUGCUGCUGCUUUCUUGCACAUUAAGACAUGUAAGGUAUAUUAUAAUGACACAACAGUCCAUGAAACAUAAUGACAGCAUUCAAAGUAAGGCAGACAUCCUGAUAGACGCCACACACAUACAACAAGGAACAAAAGGUAGACACAUGUUUGUACACAUAUAUGUAUUACAUAAAAACAUGCAUACACACAUACUGCAAGAAUAUCAGCUAAAAACUUGUGACGGAAAAGGUACGAGCGACUUGAACAUUGGUGUGUUUGUUGCAUGCCUUGAAAUGUGACAGAUCCAUGGCUGCACCCAGCGUUGGCCCUGUGAUGGCCUGCCCAGUCUGGCUCCCUUGUUCAGUGCCACAGACUCGGAAAUGCACGUUCAUCACAGCAACCGCUACAGUUCGUGUCUAUGCCUUCAUCCAGUAAAGCAACAGUGGUUCAUUUUAGUGAUUUGUGGGGACGUGUUCUCAGAUGCCAUCACACAGAACCAUUUACCUCCCCUGUGCUUUGUUAUGACACAGCACUUGAAGCACAUGAGGAAAGGAGGGAGUGGAUGUAAGGUAUGAAUUUGGUGAAGCCCAAGAGUUGGGUCUCUUUAUGGUUUUUUUGGGACAGGGUGAACAUGUACAUAUGCCUUUUUUUUUUUCUUUGCUUUGUAGAUUUUUGUUAAACCUUGACAUGAAUAUAUAUUAUAUAUAUAUUACCUUAAACAUCACGUUUCUGGUUAAUUGUAAUCCAAUUACUUUCUAAACCAUAAGAGAGACAAGUCGAGUGACAUUGUUUUUGCAUUUAAUUUUACUGCUGAAAUGGUUGCUGGUGGGGGGUUUUGUACAUAACUUAAAGGGCCAGCUCACGUUUAGCUAACCUAUAGGAUAUUAACAAUUUGUACAGCAGAGGAAUGUCAUGGUAUUAGCUCUGGAUCUGUUAAUCCUCUUUUUAUUCUCCAUCUACAUUUUGAGUAUCUCUCAGACUGCUGAAAGCGUGCAGGGGUGUGAGCAGUGCAGGAGGGGAGGGAGGACGGGGAUUUAGAGAGCAUUAACUGAAACAAUAAGCCUGUGUGUUUGUGCACUUUUUGAGGUGCUGAGUGAUCAACAUCACCUAACUGAAGUCGAGGAUUGCGGGUGUUUUUCCCCUCCUCCUCAAUUUCUUUAACGUUUUUUUUUUCCACCAGGACAUUGGCAACUCAGCCCACCAUUCUUACAUUUCCCCCUUUCCCUCAUGUUUGAGCCUUUCCUUUCUAAGAGUUUAUAAUUCCAGUACAAUUAUGAGUGUAAAGCAUUGUGGGUGGCAGAGUACUUUGGCCAUGUUAGUUUGUCCUCAUGGUGCUGAGCAAAACUGGUGUAACCACAGAUUUGUUAAUUUACAGUGAACGACAUGGUCCUGCUAAUGAGAUACAAAUCCAUUGAAAUAAGAGGCAAAUCAGAAACCAUCUCAGUGCAGACAGCAGCACUACUCACCGUUCCUCCAUUCGCAUUGAACAUGCAUGUUCCUCCACUGGCUGUGCAUGAUGCUGUACUAAAGAUGUUGUACUGGAAUUGUUUCUUUUCCCCAACUGUUUAACAACAAUGAAAUGUCAAAUUGAACUUUUGGCUGUAUUUCUGUAUGCUGACUUUGACUCCAGUUUCAGCAUAGAGAGCGUGGGUGCUGUCAGAGGUGUCAAAGGCCUGGGCCCUACAAUUGAAAUAAAAGAGAAAAAAAAGCCAA
Messenger RNA from Scatophagus argus, 3386 nucleotides. RefSeq names its product calcium binding protein 39 (gene cab39). The coding region runs from base 414 to 1439 and encodes 341 amino acids. Gene Ontology annotation, biological process: intracellular signal transduction. Lineage: Eukaryota; Metazoa; Chordata; Actinopteri; Scatophagidae. Gene Ontology annotation, molecular function: protein serine/threonine kinase activator activity. The record is from RefSeq and is a predicted model, not a curated record. The transcript is spliced from 9 exons.